CCAAAAAAGAGAAGAAAUUAUAAUUCAUGGGGCAUAAAACCCUAGAAAAUUCGAAGGGUUUUACAGCAGAGACGAAGGAGAGAAAGAGAGGCAGCGAGCGAGCAGUCAUUUCUCUCUUCUUGCAGCGAUGCCGAAGUCUAAGCGUGAUCGACCAGUGACGUUGUCGAAGACGAAGAAAAAGGGGAGAGGGCAUAAAGAAUCGAUUGUGAAUUCGAUAAGGGAAGAAAUCGAAAAGUACAAUUCUGUUUAUGUUUUUAGUUUCGAGAAUAUGAGGAAUCUCAAGUUCAAGGAGUUCAGAGAUAAGCUCAAAUCGUCUAGCAGAUUUUUCCUUGGAUCAAACAAAGUUAUGCAAGUCUCUCUAGGCCGAUCUGUUUCUGAUGAGAUUAGACCUGGCCUUCACAAAAUUUCUAAGCUUAUACGUGGAGAUUCUGGGCUUUGUUUUACCAAUUUGCCAAAAGAAGAGGUCCAAAGGUUAUUUAAUGAGUUCGAGGAAUAUGAUUUUGCAAGAACUGGUAGCAUUGCAUCAGAGAAGGUGGAGCUUAAAGAAGGUCCUUUGGAUCAGUUCACACAUGAGAUGGAACCCUUCCUACGCAAGCAAGGGAUGCCUGUUAGGUUGAACAGAGGGGUGGUGGAGCUUGUUUCAGACUUUGUUGUUUGUGAAGAGGGGAAGCCAUUGUCCCCAGAGUCAGCUCGCAUACUGCGUCUGCUUGGUACCAAAAUGGCUACCUUCCGGCUUCACUUAGUUUGCAGAUGGAGCCCUGAGCAAUUUGAAGUUUAUAAAGAAGGGCUUGAUGACUCGGACAUUGAAUCCUCAUAGUAAUUUCUGUUGAAGGAUCCAUGAUGAUGAAUAUCGUCUUCACCAAGUAAUAGAGCAGCAGCAUUUUCAAGGGCAUGCCAGUUUUCUUCUGGAUCUCAGGCUGAUUAAAAUCGGAUGAUGCACCAUGAUCCAAUAUUUCAGUGUUAUUUCUUUAACUGUUGUACUAAAUUUUUGCGUAAUAUUUUUGUCAUCGAUUAAUGAGUUGAGAUUUUGUUUUAAUAGAUUCUGGUGUAAAAUCUCUUUAAGUGAUCAAAGGAAGUUUUCCCCCUUUGUUAAA
Molecule: messenger RNA, 1094 nt
Organism: Camellia sinensis
Lineage: Eukaryota; Viridiplantae; Streptophyta; Magnoliopsida; Ericales; Theaceae
Product: Ribosomal protein L10 family protein
Biological process (GO): rRNA processing; ribosomal large subunit biogenesis; nuclear-transcribed mRNA catabolic process
Cellular component (GO): preribosome, large subunit precursor; nucleolus
Molecular function (GO): RNA binding
Source: RefSeq, a predicted model, not a curated record